ACACUGCUCAGUAUUCCACAUAGUCGAAGAAACAAAGUGGCUCAGCAGAGACAACCAGAAGAUGUCCUUCAUAAGAGUAAAUGCAGCUUCUGACUUUUCCUACCAGAAUCUUCCAUAUGGGGUGUUCUCCACUUCUGACAAUCCCAGACAUCGCAUCGGUGUUGCAAUUGGAGACCAAAUCCUUGACCUCAGUGUGAUAAGAUCUCUGUUUAUAGGACCUGUAAUGUCCAAACACUGCCAUGUUUUUGACCAGCCUACACUAAACGCUUUCAUGAGUCUUGGUUAUGGAGCCUGGAGUGAGGCGCGGAGGACGCUGCAAAAUCUUCUGUCAGACAAUGAGAGUAGUCUGAGAGAUAAUGUCAGUCUUCGGAGCAGGGCAUUUGUCAGUCAGAGUGAAGCCGUGAUGCACCUUCCUGCAGAUGUUGGCGAUUACACCGAUUUCUACUCCUCCAGGGAUCACGCCACUAAUGUCGGCAUCAUGUUUCGAGGAAAGGAGAACGCUUUGAUGCCAAACUGGUUGAGGCUUCCAGUGGGAUACCAUGGCAGAGCGUCAUCACUGGUUGUGUCUGGAACCCCGAUUCGCCGCCCGUGUGGCCAGAUGAGGCCUGAUCAAACGAAACCUCCAAUCUUUGGCCCUUCCAAGCAACUGGACCUUGAGCUUGAGAUGGCAUUCUUUGUUGGUGGAGAAAGUCAGCUGGGGGAGCCUAUUCCCAUUAACAAAGCCCAUGAACAUAUCUUUGGGAUGGUACUUAUGAAUGACUGGAGCGCGAGAGAUAUUCAAGCUUGGGAGUAUGUUCCACUUGGACCUUUCCUGGGAAAGAAUUUUGGGACGACAAUCUCACCCUGGGUUGUGCCAAUGGAAGCACUUUUACCUUUUGCAGAGUCUAAUCCCUUGCAGGAUCCCCCACCUCUCCCAUACCUACAACAUGAAGAUGCGUAUACCUUCAACAUUAACCUGUUUGUCUCACUCAAGGGUCAGAACAUGACUGAGGCAGUAAACAUCUGCAGUUCAAAUUUCAAAUACAUGUACUGGACAAUGAAGCAACAGCUCACCCAUCACACAAGUAAUGGCUGCAAUGUCAGACCAGGAGACUUACUGGCUUCCGGUACCAUCAGUGGGCCCAACCCUGGCAGUUUUGGUUCCAUGCUGGAGCUGUCUUGGAGAGGGUCAAAGAGUAUUGACAUUGGAGGAGGAGAAACUAGAACAUUCUUGAAUGAUGGAGAUGAGAUCACAAUCACAGGUUACGGUGAAAGAGAUGGAUACAGGGUGGGGUUCGGACUCUGCAAAGGAACCAUCCUGCCAGCCCUAAAUCACUGAAACCAACAGUUAUUGCUGAAGUCAUCAUUUCAUGGAAUAACUAUAUAUAUGAAAGCCUGAGUAAACAACAUUAUUUGUUUUUGUAUCCCUUGCUCAAUAAAAACCAGUUCACCGUA
Poeciliopsis prolifica (blackstripe livebearer) is the source of this 1434-nucleotide messenger RNA. It is a transcript of the gene fah, whose product is annotated as fumarylacetoacetate hydrolase (fumarylacetoacetase). Gene Ontology annotation, biological process: L-tyrosine catabolic process; homogentisate catabolic process; L-phenylalanine catabolic process. The coding region runs from base 62 to 1318 and encodes 418 amino acids. The transcript has 14 exons. Gene Ontology annotation, molecular function: fumarylacetoacetase activity. The record is from RefSeq and is a predicted model, not a curated record. Lineage: Eukaryota; Metazoa; Chordata; Actinopteri; Cyprinodontiformes; Poeciliidae.